Molecule: messenger RNA, 16653 nt
Organism: Acanthosepion pharaonis
Lineage: Eukaryota; Metazoa; Mollusca; Cephalopoda; Sepiida; Sepiidae
Source: the annotation of a GenBank genome assembly
AUGAAUAGGGACGGUAAUAUACAGAUUACAAUUUUUUUUAAGAUGUUUAAACAUUUUCUGUCGAUCAUCAGUUUCCAACCCUCACUCUUCCUAUCAUCAGAUCGAAGUAUUAUCUCUUUCUCUUAUUUUCUCUCAACACCCCCCUCUUUUCUUCAUUUUCAUUCUUUUUUUUUUCUAUCGCCGAUUUUGGGCCUGAUUUUUAGUUGCCCUUGUAAAUUAAUUCAUAUUGCAAAACCACGGGUCCUAAACUACUUACCGAGCGGCACCAUCACUUCGCAACACUGUCUUUUUCACUCAUCACUUCACAAACGUUUCCUUUUCUUUCACCAGUUCGCAACACCCAUCCUGUCGUUCAUCAGUUUGCUAACCUCACUUUAUCUCCUUCAGAUUGCACCCCACUGGUUCUCUCAUCAGUUUAUCAACUUUCCCUUUCUCUCCUUCAUUCGCAACACUCACCCUUUCACUCAUGUUUCGUGUUUUGCUCUCUCUCUCUUCAGAUUGCACCCCACUCGUUCUCUUAUCAGUUUAUCAACUUUCCCUUUCUCUCCUUCAUUCGCAACACUCACCCUUUCACUCAUGUUUCGUGUUUUGCUCUCUCUCUCUUCAGAUUGCACCCCACUCGUUCUCUUAUCAGUUUAUCAACUUUCCCUUUCUCUUCUUCAUUCGCAACACCCACCCUUUCACUCAUGUUUCGUGUUUUGCUCUCUCUCUCUUCAGAUUGCACCCCACUCGUUCUCUUAUCAGUUUAUCAACUUUCCUUUCUCUCCUUCAUUCUGCAAACCCACACUUUCACUCAUGUUUUUGUAUCUUGCUCUUUUCUCUCUUCAGAUUGCACCCCACUGGUUCUCUCAUCAGUUUAUCAACUUUCCCUUUCUCUCCUUCAUUCGCAACACUCACCCUUUCACUCAUGUUUCGUGUUUUGCUCUCUCUCUCUUCAGAUUGCACCCACUCGUUCUCUUAUCAGUUUAUCAACUUUCCCUUUCUCUCCUUCAUCUGCAACACUCACCCUUUCACUCAUGUUUCGUGUUUUGCUCUCUCUCUCUUCAGAUUGCACCCCCUCGUUCUCUUAUCAGUUUAUCAACUUUCCCUUUCUCUUCUUCAUUCGCAACACCCACCCUUUCCUCAUGUUUCGUGUUUUGCUCUCUCUCUCUUCAGAUUGCACCCCCUCGUUCUCUUAUCAGUUUAUCAACUUUCCCUUUCUCUUCUUCAUUCGCAACACCCACCCUUUCACUCAUGUUUCGUGUUUUGCUCUCUCUCUCUUCAGAUUGCACCCCACUCGUUCUCUUAUCAGUUUAUCAACUUUCCCUUUCUCUCCUUCAUUCGCAACACCCACCCUUUCACUCAUGUUUUGUAUCUUGCUCUUUCUCUCUUCAGAUUGCACCCCACUGGUUCUCUCAUCAGUUUAUCAACUUUCCCUUUCUCUCCUUCAUUCGCAACACUCACCCUUUCACUCAUGUUUCGUGUUUUGCUCUCUCUCUCUUCAGAUUGCACCCCACUCGUUCUCUUAUCAGUUUAUCAACUUUCCCUUUCUCUCCUUCAUUCGCAACACUCACCCUUUCCUCAUGUUUCGUGUUUUGCUCUCUCUCUCUUCAGAUUGCACCCCACUCGUUCUCUUAUCAGUUUAUCAACUUUUCCUUUCUCUUCUUCAUUCGCAACACACCCACCCUUUCACUCAUGUUUCGUGUUUUGCUCUCUCUCUCUUCAGAUUGCACCCCACUCGUUCUCUUAUCAGUUUAUCAACUUUCCUUUCUCUCCUUCAUUCGCAACACUCACCCCUUUCACUCAUGUUUCGUGUUUUGCUCUCUCUCUCUUCAGAUUGCACCCCACUCGUUCUCUUAUCAGUUUAUCAACUUUCCCUUUCUCUCCUUCAUUCGCAACCUCACCCUUUCACUCAUGUUUCGUGUUUGCUCUCUCUCUCUUCAGAUUGCACCCCACUCGUUCUCUUAUCAGUUUAUCAACUUUCCCUUUCUCUCCUUCAUUCGCAACACUCACCCUUUCACUCAUGUUUCGUGUUUGCUCUCUCUCUCUUCAGAUUGCACCCCCUCGUUCUCUUAUCAGUUUAUCAACUUUCCCUUUCUCUCCUUCAUCUGCAAACACCACCCUUUCCUCAUGUUUCGUGUUUUGCUCUCUCUCUCUUCAGAUUGCACCCCACUCGUUCUCUUAUCAGUUUAUCAACUUUCCUUUCUCUUCUUCAUUCGCAACACCCACCCCUUUCACUCAUGUUUCGUGUUUUGCUCUCUCUCUCUUCAGAUUGCACCCCACUCGUUCUCUUAUCAGUUUAUCAACUUUCCCUUUCUCUUCUUCAUUCAACACCUACCCCCUUUCACUCAUGUUUCGUGUUUUGCUCUCUCUCUCUUCAGAUUGCACCCCACUCGUUCUCUUAUCAGUUUAUCAACUUUCCCUUUCUCUCCUUCAUUCGCAACACCCACACUUUCACUCAUGUUUUGUAUCUUGCUCUUUCUCUCUUCAGAGUGCACCCCACUGGUUCUCUCAUCAGUUUAUCAACUUUCCCUUUCUCUCCUUCAUUCGCAACACUCACCCUUUCACUCAUGUUUCGUGUUUUGCUCUCUCUCUCUUCAGAUUGCACCCCACUCGUUCUCUUAUCAGUUUAUCAACUUCGCCCUUUCUCUCCUUCAUUCGCAACACUCACCCUUUCACUCAUGUUUCGUGUUUUGCUCUCUCUCUCUUCAGAUUGCACACUCGUUCUCUUAUCAGUUUAUCAACUUCGCCCUUUUUCUCCUUCAUUCGCAACACCCACCCUUUCACUCAUGUUUCGUGUUUUGCUCUCUCUCUCUUCAGAUUGCACCCCACUCGUUCUCUCAUCAGUUUAUCAACUUCGCCCUUUCUCUCCUUCAUUCGCAACACUCACCCUUUCACUCAUGUUUCGUGUUUUGCUCUCUCUCUCUUCAGUUCGAUCCCCCGACUCUUUCGUUGAACAGAUUCCAAUCCUCACUCUUUCAUUCCUCAUUUCGCAAAUCUCAACUUUUUCCUCGACAGUUUGGACCCCCCACCCCUUUUCUCUCUUCAGUUCGCAACCCCCAAUCCAUUUGCUCAUCAGUUACUUUUGUAUUUCAAAGCAAAUUUUCCUAUAGUUUUUGUAAUUAUUUUCUUACUUUUCUUUCUGGCGACAUCCGCAUCUGCUAUCCAUCCUAUUCCGCCACACCUGCUAUCCUCUCCCGCCGCAUCUGCUAUCCUAUUCCGCCUCUCCUGCUAUCCUCUCCAGCCGCAUCUGCUAUCCUAUUCCGCCUCAUCCUCCGCCGCUAUCCUCUCCCGCCGCAUCUGCUAUCCUAUUCCGCCUCACCUGCUAUAUCCUCUCCAGCCGCAUCUGCUAUCCUAUUCCGCCUCUCCUGCUAUCCUCUCCCGCCGCAUCUGCUAUCCUAUUCCGCCACACCUGCUAUCCUCUCCCGCCGCAUCUGCUAUCCUAUUCCGCCUCUCCUGCUAUCCUCUCCCGCCGCAUCUGCUAUCCUAUUCCGCCACACCUGCUAUCCUCUCCCGCCGCAUCUGCUAUCCUAUUCCGCCUCUCCUGCUAUCCUCUCCCGCCGCAUCUGCUAUCCUAUUCCGCCACACCUGCUAUCCUCUCCCGCCGCAUCUGCUAUCCUAUUCUGCUAUCCUCUCCGCCCGCCAUCUCCUAUCCUCUCCCGCCGCUAUUCUCCGCCGCAUCUGCUAUCCUAUUCCUCUCCCGCUAUCCGCCAUCUGCUAUCCUAUUCCGCCUCACCUGCUAUCCUCUCCCGCCGCAUCUGCUAUCCCUAUUCCGCCUCACCUGCUAUCCUCUCCCGCCGAAUCUGCUAUCCUAUUCCGCCUCACCUGCUAUCCUCUCCGCCGCAUCUGCUAUCCUAUUCCGCCUCUCCUGCUAUCCUCUAUUCCGCCGCAUCUAUCUAUCUAUUCCGCCUCUCCUGCUAUCCUAUUCCUCCCGCCGCAUCUGCUAUCCUAUUCCGCCUCACCUGCUAUCCUCUCCCGCCGCAUCUGCUAUCCUAUUCCGCCUCACCUGCUAUCCUCUCCCGCCGCAUCUGCUAUCCUAUUCCGCCUCACCUGCUAUCCUCUCCCGCCGCAUCUGCUAUCCUAUUCCGCCUCUCCUGCUAUCCUCUCCCGCCGCAUCUGCUAUCCUAUUCCGCCUCUCCUGCUAUCCUCUCCCGCCGCAUCUGCUAUCCUAUUCCGCCUCACCUGCUAUCCUCUCCCGCCGCAUCUGCUAUCCUAUUCCGCCUCUCCUGCUAUCCUCUCCCGCCGCAUCUGCUAUCCUAUUCCGCCACACCUGCUAUCCUCUCCCGCCGCAUCUGCUAUCCUAUUCCGCCUCACCUGCUAUCCUCUCCCGCCGCAUCUGCUAUCCUAUUCCGCCACACCUGCUAUCCUCUCCAGCCGCAUCUGCUAUCCUAUUCCGCCUUACCUGCUAUCCUCUCCCGCCGCAUCUGCUAUCCUGUUCCCCGCCGCAUCCUCUCCCGCCGCAUCUGCUAUCCAUUCCGCCACACCUGCCAUCCUCUCCCGCCGCAUCUGCUAUCCUAUUCCGCCUCUCCUGCUAUCCUCUCCCGCCGCAUCUGCUAUCCUAUUCCGCCACACCUGCUAUCCUCUCCAGCCGCAUCUGCUAUCCAUUCCGCCUCACCUGCUAUCCUCUCCCGCCGCAUCCUAUUCUCCUCUCCCGCCGCAUCUGCCUAUCUCCUAUUAUCCUCUCCCGCCGCAUCUGCUAUCCUAUUCCGCCACACCUGCUAUCCUCUCCCGCCGCAUCUGCUAUCCUAUUCCGCCACCUGCUAUCCUCUCCGCCGCAUCUGCUAUCCUAUUCCGCCUCACCUGCUAUCCUCUCCAGCCGCAUCUGCUAUCCCUAUUCCGCCACACCUGCUAUCCUCUCCCGCCGCAUCUGCUAUCCUAUUCCGCUAUCCCUUCUCCUGCUAUCCUCUCCCGCCGCAUCUGCUAUCCUAUUCCGCCUCACCUGCUAUCCUCUCCCGCCGCAUCUGCUAUCCUCUCCCGCCGCAUCUCUAUUCCUCACCUGCUAUCCUCUCCCGCCGCAUCUGCUAUCCUAUUCCGCCUCUCCUGCUAUCCUCUCCCGCCGCAUCUGCUAUCCUAUUCCGCCUCACCUGCUAUCCUCUCCCGCCGCAUCUGCUAUCCCUAUUCCGCCUCACCUGCUAUCCUCUCCCGCCGCAUCUGCUAUCCUAUUCCGCCUCACCUGCUAUCCUCUCCCGCCGCAUCUGCUAUCCUAUUCCGCCUCACCUGCUAUCCUCUCCCGCCGCAUCUGCUAUCCUAUUCCGCCACACCUGCUAUCCUCUCCUGCCGCAUCUGCUAUCCUAUUCCGCCUCCUAUCCUCUCCGCCUCACCUGCUAUCCUCUCCGCCGCAUCUGCUAUCCUGUUCGCCUCAUGCUAUCCUCUCCCGCCGCAUCUGCUAUCCUAUUCCGCCUCUCCUCUAUCCUCUCCCGCCGCAUCUGCUAUCCUAUUCCGCCUCUCGCAUCCUCUCCAGCCGCAUCUGCUAUCCUAUUCCGCCUCACCCUGCUAUCCCGCCCUCUCCCAGCCGCAUCUGCUAUCCUAUUCCGCCUCACCUGCUAUCCUCUCCCGCCGCAUCCCUAUUCCGCCUCACCUGCUAUCCUAUUCCGCCUCAUCUGCUAUCCCUAUCCUCACCUCUGCUAUCCUCUCCGCCGCAUCUGCUAUCCUAUUCCGCCUCACCUGCUAUCCUCUCCCGCCGCAUCUGCUAUCCUAUUCCGCCUCUCCUGCUAUCCUCUCCCGCCGCAUUUGCUAUCCUAUUCCGCCUCACCUGCUAUCCUCUCCCGCCGCAUCUGCUAUCCUAUUCCGCCUACCUGCUAUCCUCUCCCGCCGCAUCUGCUAUCCCUGCUAUUCCACCUGCUAUCCUCUCCCGCCGCAUCUGCAUCCUAUUCCGCCUCACCUGCUAUCCUCUCCAGCCGCCGCAUUCUCCUGCCGCAUCUGCUAUCCUAUUCCGCCUCUCACCUGCUAUCCUCUCCAGCCGCAUCUGCUCCUAUUCCGCCUCACCUGCUAUCCUCUCCCGCCGCAUCUGCUAUCCUAUUCCGCCUCACCUGCUAUCCUCUCCCGCCGCAUCUGCUAUCCUAUUCCGCCUCACCUGCUAUCCUCUCCCAGCCGCCGCAUUUGCCUAUCCUAUUCCACCCUCAUCCCUCUCUCCCGCCGCAUCUGCUAUCCUAUUCCGCCUUACCUGCUAUCCUCUCCCGCCGCAUCUGCUAUCCUAUUCCGCCUCACCUGCUAUCCUCUCCCGCCGAAUCUGCUAUCCUAUUCCGCCUACCUGCUAUCCUCUCCCAGCCGCAUCUGCUAUCCCUAUUGCCGCCUCACCUGCUAUCCUCUCCAGCCGCAUCUGCUAUCCUAUUCCGCCUCACCUGCUAUCCUCUCCCGCCGAAUCUGCUAUCCUAUUCCGCCUUACCUGCUAUCCUCUCCAGCCGCAUCUGCUAUCCUAUUCCGCCUCACCUGCUAUCCUCUCCAGCCGCAUCUGCUAUCCUAUUCCGCCUCUCCCGCCGCAUCUGCUAUCCUGCUAUCCUGCUCCCGCCGCAUCUGCUAUCCUAUUCCGCCACCCCUCAUCCCUGCUAUCCUCUCCCGCCGCAUCUGCUAUCCUAUUCCGCCUCUGCUAUCCUAUUCCGCUAUCCUCUCCAGCCGCAUCUGCUAUCCUAUUCCGCCUCACCUGCUAUCCUCUCCCGCCGCAUCUGCUAUCCUAUUCCGCCUCACCUGCUAUCCUCUCCCGCCGAAUCUGCUAUCCUAUUCCGCCUUACCUGCUAUCCUCUCCCGCCGCAUCUGCUAUCCCUAUUGCCUCACCUGCUAUUCUCCCGCCGCAUCCUGCUAUCCUAUUCCGCCUCCCUCUCCCGCCGCAUCUGCUAUCCUAUUCCGCCUUCUCCUGCUAUCCUCUCCCGCCGCAUCUGCUAUCCUAUUCCGCCUCACCUGCUAUCCCUCUCCCGCCGCAUCUGCUAUCCUAUUCCGCCUCUGCUAUCCUCCAGCCGCAUCUAUCCCUAUUCCGCCUCUCCUGCUAUCCUCUCCCGCCGCAUCUGCUAUCCUAUCUAUUCCGCCCACCUGCUAUCCUCUCCCCGCCGCAUCUGCUAUCCUAUUCCGCCUCACAUCUGCUAUCCCUCCCGCCGCAUCUGCUAUCCUAUUCCGCCUCACCUGCUAUCCUCUCCCGCCGCAUCUGCUAUCCUAUUCCGCCUCACCUGCUAUCCUCUCCAGCCGCAUCUGCUAUCCUAUUCCGCCUCUCCUGCUAUCCUCUCCCGCCGCAUCUGCUAUCCUAUUCCGCCUCACCUGCUAUCCUCUCCCGCCGAAUCUGCUAUCCUAUUCCGCCUUACCUGCUAUCCUCUCCAGCCGCAUCUGCUAUCCUAUUCCGCCUCACCUGCUAUCCUCUCCCGCCGCAUUUGCUAUCCUAUUUCCGCCUCACCUGCUAUCCUCUCCCGCCGCAUCUGCUAUCCUAUUCCGCCCUCAUUUCCUGCUGCUAUCCUCUCCAGCCGCAUCUGCUAUCCUAUUCCGCCUCUCCUGCUAUCCUCUCCCGCCGCAUCUGCUAUCCUAUUAUCCUCCUCUCCAUCCAUCUCUAUCCUAUUCCGCAUCCUGCUAUCCUCUCCAGCCGCAUCUGCUAUCUAUUAUCCUAUUCCGCCUCACCUGCUAUCUCCGCCGAAUCUGCUAUCCUAUUCUAUCCUUACCUGCUAUCCUCUCCAGCCGCAUCUGCUAUCCUAUCCCGCAUCUGAAUUUCCUGCUAUCCUAUUCCGCCUCACCUGCUAUCCUCCCGCCGCAUCUGCUAUCCUAUUCCGCCUCACCUGCUAUCCUCUCCAGCCGCAUCUGCUAUCCUAUUCCGCCUCACCUGCUAUCCUCUCCCAGCCGCAUCUGCUAUCCUAUUCCUAUUCCGCCGCAUCUGCUAUCCUAUUCCGCCUCCUAUUCCGCUCCAGCCGCAUCUGCUAUCCCUCUCCUCUCCGCAUCUGCGCAUCCUAUUAUUCCGCCUAUCCUACCCCCUCCUGCUAUCUCUCCAGCCGCAUCUGCUAUCCUAUUCCGCCUCACCUGCUAUCCUCUCCGCCGCAUUUGCUAUCCUAUUCCGCCUCUCCUGCUAUCCUCUCCCGCCGCAUCUGCUAUCCUAUCACCUGUUCAUUUGCUAUCCUAUUCCGCCUCUCUGCUAUCCCUCCAGCCCAUGCUAUCCUAUUCCGCCUCACCUGCUAUCCCUCCAGCCGCAUCCUUCCUGCUAUCCCCUCCGCCGCAUCUGCUAUCCCAUUCCGCCUCACCUGCUAUCCUCUCCAGCCGCAUCUGCUAUCCCAUUCCGCCUCACCUGCUAUCCUCUCCAGCCGCAUCUGCCAUCCUAUCCUAUUCCCGCCGCAUCUGCUAUCCUAUUCCGCCUCUCCUGCUAUCCUCUCCCGCCGCAUCUGCUAUCCUAUUCCGCCUCACCUGCUAUCCCUCCAGCCGCAUCUGCUAUCCUAUUCCUCUCCUGCUAUCCUCUCCCCCGCAUCUGCUAUCCCGCAUCUCCCGCCUAUCCUAUUCCAUUCCCCUCACCUGCUAUCCUCUCCAGCCGCAUCUGCUAUCCUAUUCCGCCUCAUCCUGCUAUCCCUCUCCAGCCGCAUCUGCUAUCCUAUUCCGCCCUCACCUGCUAUCCUCUCCCGCCGCAUCUGCUAUCCUAUUCCGCCUCACCUGCUAUCCUCUCCCGCCGCAUCUGCUAUCCUAUUCCGCCUCACCUGCUAUCCUCUCCCGCCGCAUCUGCUAUCCUAUUCCGCCUCUCCUGCUAUCCUCUCCAGCCGCAUCUGCUAUCCUAUUCCGCCUCACCUGCUAUCCUCUCCCGCCGCAUUUGCUAUCCUAUUCCGCCUCUCCUGCUAUCCUCUCCCGCCGCAUCUGCUAUCCUAUUCCGCCUCACCUGCUAUCCUCUCCAGCCGCAUCUGCUAUCCCUAUUCCGCCCUCUCCUAUCCCAUUCCGCCUCCUGCUAUCCCUCUCCCGCCCUCCAUCCUAGCCUCACCUGCUAUCCCUCUCCAGCCGCAUCAUAUCCUAUUCCGCCUCACCUGCUAUCCUCUCCCGCCGCAUUUGCUAUCCUAUUCCGCCUCUCCUGCUAUCCUCUCCCGCCGCAUCUGCUAUCCUAUUCCGCCUCACCUGCUAUCCUCUCCAGCCGCAUCUGCUAUCCUAUUCCGCCUCUCCUGCUAUCCCUCUCCGCCGCAUCUGCUAUCCUAUUCCGCCCUCACCUGCUAUCCUCUCCCGCCGCAUCUGCUAUCCUAUUCCGCCCUCCUGCUAUCCUCUCCCGCCGCAUCUGCUAUCCUAUUCCGCCUCACCUGCUAUCCUCUGCUAUCCUAUUCCGCCUCACCUGCUAUCCUCUCCCAUCUGCUAUCCUCUCCAGCCGCAUCUGCUAUCCUAUUCCUCAUUCCCGCCUCUCCUGCUAUCCUCUCCCGCCGCAUCUGCUAUCCUAUUCCGCCUCACCUGCUAUCCUCUCCCGCCGCAAUCCUAUUCCUAUCCUGCUAUUCCGCCGCAUUACAUCCUAUUCCGCCUCACCUCUAUCCUCUCCAGCCGCAUCUGCUAUAUCCUUAUCCUCUCCGCCUCAUCUCUGCUAUCCUAUUCCGCCUCCUAUUCCACCUCACCUGCUAUCCUCUCCCCGCCGCAUCUAUCCUAUUUCCGCCCCUCCUCCAGCCGCUGCUAUCCCUAUUCCGCCUCACCUGCUAUCCUCUCCAGCCGCAUCUGCUAUCCUAUUCCGCCUCACCUGCUAUCCUCUCCCGCCGCCUCCUAUCCCUCACUCUCAUCCUCACUCUCCAGCCGCAUCUGCUAUCCUAUUCCGCCUCACCUGCUAUCCUCUCCCGCCGCAUCUGCUAUCCUAUUCCGCCUCUCCUGCUAUCCUCUCCCGCCCAUCUGCUAUCCAUUCCGCCUCACCUGCAAUCCUAUUCCGCCUCUCCUGCUAUCCUAUUCCGCCUCUCCUGCUAUCCUCUCCCGCCGCAUCUGCUAUCCUAUUCCGCCUCACCUGCUAUCCCGCCCUAUUCCCGCCUCUCCUGCUAUCCCAUUCCAUCUGCUAUCCUAUUCCGCCUCCUGCUAUCCUCCAGCCGCAUCUGCUAUCCUAUUCCUAGCCGCAUAUUCCCCUGCCUCACCUGCUAUCCCUCCGCCUCCCGCCGCAUCUGCUAUCCUAUUCCGCCUUACCUGCUAUCCUCUCCAGCCGCAUCUGCUAUCCUAUUCGCCUCACCUGCUAUCCUCUCCAGCCGUCCUAUAUCCUAUUCCGCAUCUGCUAUCCUCACCUGCUAUCCUCUCCAGCCGCAUCUGCUAUCCUAUUCCGCCUCACCUGCUAUCCUCUCCCGCCGCAUCUGCUAUCCUAUUCCGCCUCUCCUGCCAUCCUCUCCCGCCGCAUUUGCUAUCCUAUUCCGCCUCACCUGCUAUCCUCUCCAGCCGCAUCUGCUAUCCUAUUCCGCCUCUCCUGCUAUCCUCCGCCUCAUCUGCUAUCCUAUUCCGCCUCACCUGCUAUCCCUCUCCAGCCGCAUCUGCUAUCCUAUUCCGCCUCACCUUGCUCCUCUCCCAUCCCUCUCCAGCCGCAUCUGCUAUCCUAUUCCGCAGAUCUCCUGUCCUAUCCUCCUCUCCCAGCCGCAUCUGCUAUCCUAUUCCGCCUCACCUGCUAUCCCUCUCCUUCGCCGCAUCUGCUAUCCUAUUCCGCCUCACCUGCUAUCCCGCCCAUCCUCCAGCCGCAUCUGCAUAUCCUAUUCCGCCUCCCCACCUGCUAUCCUCUCUCGCCGCAUCUGCUAUCCUAUUCCGCCUCAUAUCCUCUCCUGCCGCCUGCUAUCCUAUCCUCUCCCGCCGCAUCCCUCUCCAUCCUCUCAGCCGCAUUUGCUAUCCUAUUCCGCCUCUCCUGCUAUCCCUCUCCCGCCGCAUCUGCUAUCCCAUUCCGCCUCACCUGCUAUCCUCUCCAGCCGCAUCUGCUAUCCUAUUCCCUGCUAUCCCUCUAUCUAUUCCGCUGCUAUCCUCUCCCAGCCGCAUCUGCUAUCCUAUUCCGCCUCUCUGCUAUCCUCUCCAGCCGCAUCUGCUAUCCUAUUCCGCCUCUCCUGCUAUCCUCUCCGCCGCAUCCAUCCCAUUCCUAUCCCUAUUCCGCAUCUGCUAUCCCAUUCCGCCUCCUAUCCUCUCCAGCCGCAUCUGCUAUCCUAUUCCGCCCACACCCUAUUCCGCCUCUAUCCUGCUAUCCUCUCCAGCCGCAUCUGCUAUCCUAUUCCGCCCCUGCUAUCCUCUCCCGCCGCCUGCUAUCCUAUUCCGCCUCUCCUGCUAUCCUCUCCCGCCGCCUGCUAUCCUAUUCCGCCUCACCUGCUAUCCUCUCCAGCCGCAUCUGCUAUCCUAUUCCGCCUCACCUGCUAUCUCUCCCGCCGCAUCUCUAUCCUAUUCCGGCUCUCCUGCAUCUGCUAUCCCUAUUCCGCCACUCCUGCUAUCCUCUGUUGCCGCAUCUGCUAUCCCUCCCGCCUCAUCCUAUCCUAUUCCGCCCCUCUAUCCUCCCGCCGCAUCUGCUAUCCCUAUCCCAUUCCUCCCGCCGAAUCUGCUACCUGCUAUCCUCUCCAGCCGCAUCUGCUAUCCUAUUCCGCCUCUCCUGCUAUCCUCUCCGCCUCACCUGCUAUCCUAUUCCGCCUCUCCUGCCAUCCUCUCCCGCCGCAUCUGCUAUCCUAUUCCGCCUCACCCUAUUCCGCCAUCUUUUACUAUUCCGCCUAUCUAUCCUCUCCAGCCGCAUCUGCUAUAUCCUCAUUCCCGCCUCCCGCUAUCCUCCUCCUAUCCUCUCCAGCCGCAUCUGCUAUCCCUAUUCCGCCUCACCUGCUAUCCUCUGCAUCUGCUAUCAUUUGCGCAUCCUAUCCCAUUCCGCCUCACCUGCUAUCCUCUCCCCGCCCUAUUCCGCCUCUCCUGCUAUCCUCUCCCUGCCGCAUCUGCUAUCCUAUUCCGCCUCACCUGCUAUCCUCCGCCGCAUCUGCUAUCCUAUUCCGCCUCACCUGCUAUCCUCCCGCCGCAUCUGCUAUCCUAUUCCGGCCUGCUAUCCUACAUCCUAUUCCGCCUCACCUGCUAUCCCUCUCCCGCAUCGCAUAUUGCUAUCCUGCUAUCCUUCCGCCGCUCCAUCCUAUUGCCUAUCUAUCCUCCAGCCGCAUCUGCCUUACCUCCUAUUCCGCUAUCCUCACCUCACCUGCUAUCCUCUCCCGCCGCAUCUGCUAUCCCUAUUCCGCCUCACCUGCUAUCCUCUCCCGCCGCAUCUGCUAUCCCUAUUCCGCCUCACCUGCUAUCCUCUCCAGCCGCAUCUGCUAUCCUAUUCCCACAUCCUCUCCCGCCUCGCUAUCCUAUUCCUAUCCUCUCCAGCCGCAUCUGCUAUCCUAUUCCGCCUCACCUGCUAUCCUCUCCCGCCGAAUCUGCUAUCCUAUUCCGCCUUACCUGCUAUCCUCUCUCCCAGCCGCAUCUGCAUCCCUAUCCUGUUCCGCCUCAUCCUGCUAUCUAUCCUCCAGCCGCAUCUGCUAUCCUAUUCCGCCUCUCCUGCUAUCCUCUCCCGCCGCAUCUGCUAUCCUAUUCCGCCUCACCUGCUAUCCUCUCCAGCCGCAUCUGCUAUCCUAUUCCGCCUCUCCCAUCCUCUCCGCCGCAUUUGCUAUCCUGUUCCGCCUCACCUGCUAUCUCCAGCCGCAUCUCCCGCCGCAUCUCCAGCCGCAUCUGCUAUCCUAUUCCGCCUCACCUGCUAUCCUCUCCCGCCGCAUCUGCUAUCCUAUUCCGCCUCUCCUGCUAUCCUCUCCCGCCGCAUCUGCUAUCCUAUUCCGCCUCCUCAUCUGCUAUCCUAUUCCUCCCUCCUCCCGCCAUCUGCUAUCCUAUUCCGCCUCACCUGCUAUCCUCUCCGCCGCAUCUGCUAUCCCUAUUCCGCCUCACCUGCUAUCCUCUCCCGCCGCAUUUGCUAUCCUAUUCCGCCUCACCUGCUAUCCUCUCCAGCCGCAUCUGCUAUCCUAUUCCGCCUCACCUGCUAUCCUCUCCCGCCCAUCUGCUAUCCUAUUCCGCCUCUCCUGCUAUCCUCUCCCGCCGCAUUUGCUAUCCCUAUUCCGCCUCACCUGCUAUCCUCUAUCCUCCUCCCAGCCGCAUCUGCUAUCCUAUUCCGCCUCUCCUGCUAUCCCUCUCCCGCCGCAUCUGCUAUCCUAUUGCCCUCCUGCCUUAUCCUCUCCCGCCGAAUCCUAUCCAGCCGCAUCUGCUAUCCUAUUCCGCCUCACCUGCUAUCCUCUCCAGCCGCAUCUGCUAUCCCUAUUCCGCCUCACCUCACUCCUCUCCCUGCUAUCCUCUCCCGCAUCUGCAUCUGCUAUCCCUAUUCCGCCUCACCUCCUAUCCCUCUCCCGCCGAAUCAUGCUAUCCUAUUCCGCCUCACCUGCUAUCCUCUCCAGCCGCAUCUGCUAUCCUAUUCCGCCUCUCCUGCUAUCCUCUCCCGCCGCACCUGCUAUCCUAUUCCGCCUCACCUGCUAUCCUCCCCAGCCGCAUCUGGCAUCCUAUUCCGCCUCUCCUGCUAUCCUCUCCAGCCGCAUCUGCUAUCCUAUUUCACCUGCUAUCCUCACCUGCUAUCCUAUUCCGGUUAUCCUCUCCAGCCGCAUUUGCUAUCCAUCCUGCUAUCCUAUUCCGCAUCCUGUUCCGCCUCUCCAGCCGCCUCACCUGCUAUCCUCUCCCGCCGCAUCUGCUAUCCUAUCCGCCUCCUGCUCCACCUGCUAUCCUAUUCCGCCUCACCUGCUAUCCUCUCCGCCGCAUUUGCCAUGCUCCCGCCUCUCUCCUGCUGUCCUCUCCCGCCCAUCUGCUCCUAUUCCGCCGCAUCUGCUAUCCUGCUCCCUAUUCCUGCUAUCUCUCCAGCCGCAUCUGCUAUCCUAUUCCGCCUCUCCUGCUAUCCUCUCCCGCCGCAUCUGCUAUCCUAUUCCGCCUCACCUGCUAUCCUCUCCCGCCGCAUCUGCUAUCCUAUUCCGCCUCUCCUGCUAUCCUCUCCAGCCGCAUCUGCUAUCCUAUUCCGCCUCUCCUGCUAUCCUCUCCAGCCGCAUCUGCUAUCCUAUUCCGCCUCACCUGCUAUCCUCUCCUGCCGCAUUUCCUAUUCCGGCCUCCUGCUAUCCUCUCCAGCCGCAUCUGCUAUCCCAUUCCGCCUCUCCUGCUAUCCUCUCCAGCCGCAUCUGCUAUCCCUAUUCCGGUGCUAUCCCUCCUCUCCUGCAUCUGCAUUAUCUAUCUAUUCCGUUCCUCACCCUAUCCUCUCCAGCCGCAUCUGCUAUCCCUAUUCCCGCCUCACCUGCUAUCCCUCACCUGCUAUCCUCUCCCGCCCAUUUGCUAUCCUAUUCCUAUCCUCUCCUGCUAUCUCCACCUCUCCUGCCGCAUCUGCUAUCCUAUUCCGCCUCACCUGCUAUCCUCUCUCCAGCCGCAUCUGCUAUCCUAUUCCGCCUACCUGCUAUCCUCUCCAGCCGCAUCUGCUAUCCUAUUCCGCCUCUCCUGCUAUCCUCUCCCGCCGCACCUGCUAUCCUAAUCCUCUCCAGCCACAUCCUAUCCUCUCCCGCCGCAUCUCACUAUUCUGCCUCCCCACCUGCUAUCCUCUCCAGCCGCAUCUGCUAUCCUAUUCCGUCCUCUCCGCCGCAUUUGCUGUCUAUUCCGCCUCUCCUGCUACCUGCUAUCCUCUCCAGCCGCAUCUGCUAUCCUAUUCCGCCUCACCUGCUAUCCUCUCCCGCCGCAUUUGCUAUCCUAUUCCGCCUCUCCUGCUAUCCUCUCCCGCCGCAUCUGCUAUCCCUAUUCCGCAUCUCAUCCUAUUGCUAUCCUCUCCAGCCUAUUCCGCCUCAUCUGCUAUCCUAUUCCGCCAUCUGCUAUCCUAUUCCGCCUAUCCUCUCCCGCCGCAUUAUCCUAUUCCGCCUAUCCUAUUCCGCAUCUGCCUCACCUGCUAUCCUCUCCCGCCGCAUCUGCUAUCCUAUUCCGCCUCACCUGCUAUCCUCUCCAGCCGCAUCUGCUAUCCUAUUCUAUUCCGCCUCCUGCUAUCCUCUCCCGCCGCAUCUGCUAUCCCUAUUCCGCAUCACCUGCUAUCCUCUCCCGCCGAAUCUGCUAUCCUAUUCCGCCUCACCUGCCUAUCCUCUCCAGCCGCAUCUGCUAUCCUAUUCCGCCUCUCCUGCUAUCCUCUCCCGCCGCAUCUGCUAUCCUAUUCCGCCAUCACCUGCUAUCCUCUCCCGCCGCAUCUGCUAUCCUAUUCCGCCACCUGCACCUGCUAUCCUCUCCAGCCGCAUCUGCUAUCCUAUUCCGCCAUCCAUUCCCUGCUAUCUCUCCCGCCGCAUCUGCUAUCCUAUUCCGCCUUACCUGCCAUCCUCUCCCGCCGCAUCUGCUAUCCUAUUCCGCCACACCUGCUAUCCUCUCCCGCCGCAUCUGCUAUCCUAUUCCGCCACACCUCUCCCUAUCCUGCUCCAGCCGCAUCUGCUAUCCUAUUCCGCUAUCCUCUCCAGCCGCAUCCAUCCUAUACCCCUCCCGCCGCAUUUGCUAUCCUAUUCCGCCUCUCCUGCUAUCCUCUCCCGCCGCAUCUGCUAUCCUAUUCCGCCUCACCUGCUAUCCUCUCCCGCCGCAUCUGCUAUCCUAUUCCGCCUCACCUGUAUGUAUAUGAUAUCCUAUCUAUAUAUUUCAUUCUAUUCAUAUCUAUCUAUCUAUCUAUCUAUCUAUCUAUCUAUCUAUAUAUCUAUCUAUCUAUCUAUCUAUCUAUCUAUCUAUCUAUCUAUAUAUAUAUAUAUAUAUAGAGAGAGAGAGAGAGAGAGAGUAUUUUAUUCCAAAGAUAUCAGCGAUAAGUGGCAAAAAAAAAUUGAAAAUUUUUCUUUAUUGUUCUUCUUCGCUCCCUUCUUCUUUUUGUCUUCCUCUUCUUCUCUCCCUUCUUCUUCUCUUACUUUUUCCUUCUCUUCUUCUUCUUUUUUCUUCUUCUUUUUUCUUCUUCUCUUCUUCUUCUCUUCAUUUUUCCUUCUCUUCUUUUUUCUUCUCUUCUUUUUUCUUCUUCUUCUUCUCUUUCUUUUUCUUUCUCUUCUUCUUCUCUUCCCUUUUCUUCUUCUUCUCUCCCUCCUUUUCUUCUUUCUUUUUCUUUUCUUCUCUUCCUCCUUCUUCUCUUCUAUUUCUUCUUCUCCUCUUCUUUCAUCUUCUCUUCUUCUAAUGCCUUGUUUAUUUAUCUUCGACAUGGAAGGUGUGCACAGUCAGCCGAUUAAACGGGUUCAGGAGAGCCUCGUCCUUCUCAACACCGUUCGGUAUUUAUCUUUCACCGUUCCGCCAGCUAACGCAGAAAGUUCGACAGAAGGUUGCGCACUCAACACCGUUCGGUAUUUAUCUUUCACCACGGAAAGAAUUGGCACAAAGGCCGGUUUUUAUCUAUCCCCGAGGAGAGUCCAUUACCGAUUAAAGAAUAGGCUUGUCACGCCCCAUUAUUUUCUUUCUUUCUUUCUUUCUUUCUUUCUUUCUUUCUUUCUUUCUUUUCACACUUUAAAUGCCGCAUCGUUUCUCUUUUCUUUUUUUAUUCUUUCUUUUCUUUUUUUUUGCUUUCUUAGUUUCUCUCCUUCUAUUUCCCAUUAUACCUUCUCUUUCUUCUAUUUUUACUUUUUUUCUUUUUUCCUUUUGCCAGCAACAAUCGUUUCUCUUUUCCUUAUUCUUUCUUUCUUUCUUUCUUUCUUUCUUUCUUUCUUUCUUUCUUUCUUUCUUUCUUUUUCUCAUUCAACUUUCGCUUUCUACUCAUUUUCCUUUCUGUCUUCUUUCAUAUCAGCGCUGGAUGUGCGGAUCGUGUAA